AUGGAUAAGAUUGUUAUAUCUGCUGAUGGAACAGUGAGCGAGGAUGUUUGGAGAAUGCAACAGAGAAUACGGAGUUGUGGUGAUAUUCUGCCAGAGAAAAUCAGAGGGGACUCGUUGUUAUCAGCAGCUGCUAUCUGGGGUGGUUUAUUUGAGGAGUCAAGGAAGAAAGGGAAUUGUACAAGUAGUAGGGAGUUAGGAGAGGUUCUUGUUCCUGGGACUAAUGAUGUUUCCCAGAUGUUGAAAUCUAAAAGGGUAUUGCAUAGGAUAAAGAAGAUGCUGUUUGAUUGUGUGAAAGAUAUUGCCAUAACCCUUCCAACAGAAGACGACAGAAAGAGAGGUUACAGACAUUUUAUGGGGCCACUACAGAUUGGAAAGCUCCUUGGUCAGAGAACAAACAAAUGGGGCCAACAAGCUGUAGCUGUAGGUGGAGCAAACCUUACUAACUUACUGACUUUGGAUUACUUGAAUUCAAUCAUGGAGUGGAGCAAGUUCGAACCCCACGUCAAGCACAUUGGCAUUGAGAUCACCGAUUCAAUUUUAGAUAACAUCCACAAUGAAAUUGUAUUAGAAAUGAUUGGAACCUCGACACGAAAUACAUAA
Messenger RNA from Sphenostylis stenocarpa, 600 nucleotides. NCBI's taxonomy places the organism in Eukaryota, Viridiplantae, Streptophyta, Magnoliopsida, Fabales, Fabaceae. The record is from the annotation of a GenBank genome assembly.